AUGGAACUUGCUGAAAGGGUUUUCCGAGUUGUCGUCAGUAGUUUGUUAAUUUAUGGUUGUUUCGAAGGCAAGCUUGUUCAAAUCGGAGCCCUGAAUACGGCUCUCAGCGAAAGUACAAACAACGGAGGCGAGGCGAAACUAGGAACUGUACUUUUAAACGAAGAUAUCAAAGAAAGGAAGAUAUCAAAGAGAGACGUCGAAAAUAAUGAAAGUUUGAGCGUGCAAAAUAGUGUGGGUCCUACAGAAAUUGGACAGACAUUUAUCAUCACAUCGACACGUGCCCUCAAACAGACCAAACGAGCAAAUGUUUUAUCCGCUUCGCCAAGUAAGGUCAAGAUUGACACAUCACCAACGAGAAAAUAUGACGGAAAUUCGAGCGAGACUGUCGCUAUUAAUUCGCAAUACAGUACUCCUCACACAAUGGGAGCCAGCAUCGAUGGUGUAGUUACAACACGGGUCGUAAAAAGCUCAAUUCAUCCAACGUCUAUUGUUUCGUCCAAAAUUCUCGCUGCUGAAACUUUCAGCGAGUUACUUAGUCGCUCGGCGAUAAUAAAUCCUGCAGAACUGACCACAAACCGACCCAAAACGAAAGAAACGACUCCAAAGGGAGAGAGCGAUGUAAAGAUGAAAAAAGAUCCGAACGAAAGAGAACAGAGAAAGACUCUCUUCGGAUUUGUGACGAUCGAGAUUCUCGUAGCGCUUCUCGCAGGAGCAGCUUGCGCUGUAGUUCUGCUCAUAUUUUUGGUAUAUCGAUUGAAAAAGCGAAACGAGGGAAGCUAUGAACUUCAGGAAUCGAUAAGCUUAAAGACAGCCGCACACACAGAAGAAAAAGAGGUUUUUGUAUAA
Pocillopora meandrina is the source of this 846-nucleotide messenger RNA. The record is from the annotation of a GenBank genome assembly. Lineage: Eukaryota; Metazoa; Cnidaria; Anthozoa; Scleractinia; Pocilloporidae.